GUUCCAGUCCCGACUUCCAGCUCCCCAGCCCCGCCCUCAGCCGCGCGCGCUCUCCCCACCACGCCCUCGUCCCCCCGCGUGCGGCCGCUACAGCCAAUGAGGUUCGGGGCCGCGUGCGCAGAUUCAAACGGCGGCUCUUGAGGGAGGCUGGGCGCGAGAUUCGGCGGUGCGGACAAAACCCUGCAGGAGGCUGCGAGCCCUGCAGAGCUGCUCGCUGCGGGGUGAGGGUGGGGGUCGGCGCCAGCCGCGGAGCUGAGCUCGGACCGCAGCUAGGAGGCUGAGAGGCGGCGGGAGGGGUCGAGGGAGGGCGAGAGCGCGCCUGCUGACAUGUUGGGGGCAUCCCUGACCGGGCCGGGCCGGGGCUAGGAGUGGCGCUGCGGGCCGGGGGCGGGUCGCGGUCCGCCCCUCCGUCCCUCCGUCCUGCCCUGCCGGGGACGUGCGUUCCACUCUCGGUCGCCUCGGAGAGGGAGCGAGGGAAGCGGCUGGAGGGUCGGGGACAAGGAACAUUCGCUUGAGGCUGGAGGAGGCUGAACUGCGUCCCCGCCCAGCCCGCGCCUAUGCGGUACUUGAAGGAUGGCGAAGAGGUCGCGCAGUGAGGAUGAGGAUGAUGACCUCCAGUAUGCUGAUCAUGAUUAUGAAGUACCACAACAAAAAGGAUUGAAGAAACUCUGGAACAGAGUAAAAUGGACAAGAGAUGAGGAUGAUAAGUUAAAGAAGUUGGUUGAACAACACGGAACUGAUGAUUGGACUCUAAUUGCUAGUCAUCUUCAAAAUCGUUCAGAUUUUCAGUGCCAGCAUCGAUGGCAGAAAGUUUUAAAUCCAGAAUUGAUAAAGGGUCCCUGGACUAAAGAAGAAGAUCAGAGGGUUAUUGAAUUAGUUCAGAAAUAUGGGCCAAAAAGAUGGUCUUUAAUUGCAAAACAUUUGAAAGGAAGAAUAGGCAAGCAGUGUAGAGAAAGAUGGCAUAAUCAUCUGAAUCCUGAGGUAAAGAAAUCUUCCUGGACAGAAGAGGAGGACAGGAUCAUCUAUGAAGCACAUAAGCGGCUGGGAAAUCGUUGGGCAGAAAUUGCCAAACUGCUUCCUGGAAGGACUGAUAAUUCUAUCAAAAAUCAUUGGAAUUCUACCAUGCGAAGAAAAGUGGAACAGGAGGGCUACUUACAAGAUGGAAUAAAAUCAGAACGAUCUUCAUCCAAACUUCAACACAAACCUUGUGCGACUAUGGACCAUUUGCAAACCCAGAAUCAGUUUUACAUACCUGUUCAGAUCCCAGGCUAUCAGUAUGUGUCACCUGAAGGCAAUUGCGUAGAACAUGUUCAGACUUCUUCUGCCUUUAUUCAGCCACCCUUCAUUGAUGAAGAUCCAGAUAAGGAAAAAAAAAUAAAGGAACUUGAGUUGCUUCUUAUGUCAGCUGAGAAUGAAGUUAGAAGAAAGCGAGUUUCAUCGCAACCUGGAAGCUUUUCUAGCUGGUCUGGUAGUUUCCUCAUGGAUGAUAGCAUGUCUAAUACUCUAAAUAGCCUCGAGGAGCACACUAGUGAGUUUUACAGUAUGGAUGAAAAUCAAACUCUGUCUGCUCAGCAGAAUUCACCCACAAAGUUCCUGGCCGUAGAGGCAAAUGCUGUGCUGUCCUCUCUACAGACCAUCCCAGAAUUUGCAGAGACUCUAGAACUUAUUGAAUCUGAUCCUGUAGCGUGGAGUGAUGUUACCAGUUUUGAUCUUUCUGAUGCUGCUGCUUCUCCUGUCAAGUCUACCCCCGUCAAACUAAUGCGAAUUCAACACAAUGAAGGAGCCAUGGGAUGUCAGUUUAAUGUCAGUCUUGUACUUGAAGGGAAAAAAAACAGUUGUAACAGUACAGACAGUGAGGCUGUUCCUGUAACAUCCCCAAAUGUGGCCAAGUUUAGCACUCCACCAACCAUCCUCAGAAAGAAGAGAAGAAUGCGAGUGGGUCAGUCCCCAGGCAGCGAACAUAGCGAUGGCUCCUUCAAUGAUGGUGGUAAUACAGCACUAAAACACACACCGGUGAAAACACUACCAUUUUCUCCUUCACAGUUUUUCAACACAUGCCCUGGAAAUGAACAAAUUAAUAUAGAAAAUCCUUCAUUUACAUCAACCCCUAUUUGUGGGCAGAAAGUUCUCAUUACUACUCCUCUUCAUAAAGAAACAACCCCCAAAGAUCAAAAGGAAAAUGUAGGGUUUAGAACACCUACUAUUAGAAGAUCUAUAUUGGGUACCACACCAAGAACUCCUACUCCUUUUAAGAAUGCACUUGCUGCUCAAGAGAAAAAAUAUGGACCUCUUAAAAUUGUGUCACAGCCACUUGCCUUCUUGGAAGAAGAUAUUCGGGAAGUUUUAAAAGAAGAAACUGGAACAGACAUAUUCCUCAAAGAGGAAGAUGAACCUGCUUACAAAAGCUGCAAACAGGAGCAUACAGCUUCUGUAAAGAAAGUCAGAAAAUCACUGGUCUUAGAUAAUUGGGAAAAAGAAGAACCAGGGACUCAACUAUUGACUGAAGACAUUUCAGACAUGCAGUCAGAAAAUAUAUUUACAACAUCUUUAUUAAUGAUACCAUUAUUGGAAAUACAUGACAAUAGGUGCAACUUGACUCCUGAAAAACAAGAUCUAAAUUCAACCAACAAAACAUAUACACUUAGUAAAAAGAAACCAAACCCUAACACUUCUAAAGUUGUCACAUUGGAAAAGAAUCUUCAGUCAAAUUGUGAAUGGGAAACAGUGGUUUAUGGGAAGACAGAAGACCAACUUAUCAUGACUGAACAAGCAAGAAGAUAUUUGAGUACUUAUACAGCUGCCAGCAGCACUUCAAGAGCUCUCAUACUGUAAUUGUUAUUAAAAUUGAUGAAAUGCCCCACUCUCUUACUAUAUUCUUUACUAAAUUAGGUUGCAAUGAAAUUUUUGUCAAGUAAUUGUUUUUAAAGUUUUAAUACAGCACUAAAACGGUUUACAUCAUUUUUCAUAUUGGGCAGGCAGAAAGCCCAGCCACUUAAGUAAGGGGUAGGUAAUUUCAUAGUUUAUUUUUUAAGAGAUGAGAUUUUUAAAAAUUGUUUUUAAAGAACGAGAUGGGUAAACCAUAUUAGAAUGUUACAGAUAUCCUAAAAUUCUCACAUAUUUUCUUCACAAGAUACAUGUUGUUACUCUCUUGAUGCUGCAGUUUUUUACAGAUAGGUUUAUGAGUAUGUAUGACUUCUGCAUUAGUCUGUGUAUGAGAAGCACACAUGGUUUUAUGAAGUACUUUUGCCUAUGUGCCAAUUUCCUUAGGCUAUCAUUUACAAAGAAAUACAAUGGAAAAAAAAAUUGAAAAGGAGAGAAAGUUGCACUACUAAUUUUUGGUAUUUUUUAAAAACAAUAAAAUUAACUACAGUGUUAAAUGUAUUUAUUUGAGCAUAGUACUAAAAACAAAAAGCAUUGAAAAGGGUUUUUUUCCUUAUUAGUAAAGAGUCAGUAUUUUCUUCAUAAAUCUCAGAAGAGUUUUGUUGAAUGUAUUGUACAGUAUGUAGGCGCAAGAAGACUUUGUAAAUUGGAAAGAAGUCUUUUUAUAAUUUAUUUUCAUUUUUAAAGCUUAAAUGUAGAUAUUUAUACCUAUACAGGGUGUCUAGAAGCCAAUGUUGUUUCCUGUUAUUUACAGCUAACAUAGUAAAAAACAAUUUUGACUUUUAAGUAUGAAAUAGUAGUAAGUUAUAGCUGCAAAGAAUACAGUAUCUUUACUGUAUGUCACAUCUACCUAAAUAUUGCACUAUGCCCUUUAAAUCAUGUUGGUUAUAAAAUAGUUCUAAAAAUUUACUAAAUAAUAAUUUAAUAUUUUCUUUUUAAAUUAUAUGGGGGGGGUCAUAUAAAUUAAUCUGGUGAUUUGUAUAUGUGUUUGAAAAUUUUGCAUUUUGUUUAAACAAAUAAUAUGGUACUUUGGUCCCUAAAAACAGUCUGCACUUAGAAGUUUAUUAUAUUUACUCAGUGUUUCAGAAGUAGAGAACAUUACCUUUUAUUUAUAAAAAUAUUUUGUCCUUUUAUAAAUGUUUUGUGUUUCUCUACAGGUUACAACAGUUGCUUCAGUUGCCUGUUUUAGGUGUUUGCACUUAUUUCUUUUUUGAAAGAAUGUCUUUAUUUGCUUUUGUGUAGAGAUUUUAUGUACUUUUUUUGAGACAUAUAAUGGUGUGCUGUCAACUUAAACACUGACAGGCAAAUAGAAUUGUACACUGUAGUUGUAAUUAUUUAUAAUUGACACACUCUCUCCCUCUCCACUCCUGAAGUAUGCUGCUAUAGAAAAUAGCAGAAUCGGCUUGCUGCUAUGAGAGAAGGAAAGAGCCACCACCACUUGCACUGUGUGAAAAGGUAAAAAGCAAAUGAUGGCAAGUUCUCAAGUUAACUUAGUGGAAUCAACCAUUACCAGGCAAAUUCUUGCAAAUGCCAAAAUACUAUGCCUUAAAACAAAGACAGCUUAAGAUUUUCUGAUGUUUUUAUGUUAAUAGAAAUGGUAAUACUAAGUAUUUGAAUUCCUAGCUCUUGAACAGUAGACCUAAAAGGGUUUUAAGCUAUUUAAAUCCACUUGCUCAUUUUUGCAUAUUAUAUGUAGUGAGAAGUGAAGAAAAUGUAUGGUACUAAGAUUAUGCCUUGUUGAUAACAAAUAGAUGAACCAAUUUGAAUCUUCUUAGUGUGUUUGUUAAGUAUGUUGAUUGCUUCCUAAUUAGUGAACUUCUCACAGAAAUAUCACUUUAUAAAAACCAAUGAUUGUAGCAAAAUCAUACUGGAUCAUUUCUAUUUCAGUUACUUUGAACUAAUAGCACAUAAUGGUUUUUGUUUGUUUGUUUGUUUUAAUGUAGCCCAUAGCCCUUAGCUGGUUUGGAUGUACAUAGUCUCCAGUCACCAAAGUAUAAUAUCUUGGAAGAGCUAUAUUUUUUUAAAGCAUAAUUUUUCUUGAGCAUUAAAGUAUCCCAAGUGUAAUAUAUUGCAGAUAAGCCUGGGCUUAUUGGACGGACAUAGAACGUAUUUGGGUUGGUAUUGGUUGAAUCCUUUAGUUAACUGCUUUGUUGCUUUUUGCAAGAAGAUUUUUAAUCUUAAACGUGUCAGGCAUCUUACAUCACCUUAUACUGUUGUGUUCAUUUGAAUUUCUUUCAGUAUUUAUAAAAAUGCCAGACAUACAUGUAGCAGCCAUACUUGCAUGGAAACUGACUACACAUAUAUAAUAUUGCAUUUUGUUGUAAGGUUUUCACAUUAAUACAGCAAUUACCCUGACUAAAUUGAGUUUUUUGAUGUAUGGGAAAACUUUCCAUUGUAAGAGAAUCUUGCAUACAAUAUUGACUAUUAACAUCCAUAAUAAAGCAUCUGUGUACAAGCUGA
Panthera uncia (snow leopard) is the source of this 5340-nucleotide messenger RNA. It is a transcript of the gene MYBL1, whose product is annotated as MYB proto-oncogene like 1. The transcript is spliced from 16 exons. The coding region runs from base 574 to 2832 and encodes 752 amino acids. NCBI's taxonomy places the organism in Eukaryota, Metazoa, Chordata, Mammalia, Carnivora, Felidae. Gene Ontology annotation, biological process: regulation of DNA-templated transcription. Gene Ontology annotation, cellular component: nucleus. The record is from RefSeq and is a predicted model, not a curated record. Gene Ontology annotation, molecular function: RNA polymerase II cis-regulatory region sequence-specific DNA binding; DNA-binding transcription factor activity, RNA polymerase II-specific.